AUGGGCACCGAGCUGCCACCUGUGGACCUGGGCAGUGGCGUGGUUGUGCUUCAGGUAUCCGCUGGUUCUUUACAUACCUGUGCACUGCUGAAGGGCGGUGCCAUCAAAUGCUUCGGAAUAGGAUCGCGGUUGGGCUUGGGAGACGCGUGCGGGCCUCAGAGCAGUGGCUUCCUCCGCCUUCGAGAGCCCAGUACUACUCGUGGCGACGACCCAAACGAGAUGGGCGCGGCACUCCCGACCGUCGACCUGGGCACUGACUUUGAAGCCUUGCAAGUAGUUGUCGGAGCUCAUCACGCGUGUGCCCUAUCGAGCCAAGGCCGAAUCAAAUGCUGGGGCCUGUCUUGGUACCUAGGACUCGGCCUCCCAGGUUCAAACUAUGUCGGCUCGGAGGCCCAACAGAUGGGCGAGCAUUUGCCAUACGUGGACUUGGGGCCCCUUCCCGCACGGCAGAUUACUGCCGGUUGGUUGCAUACCUGCGCUGUACUGGCUGAUGGUUCCACGCGCUGCUGGGGGCUGAACGACCGCGGUCAACUCGGGCACGCAAGUACAGAAGACGCGGGCGAAGCCCCAGGAGAAAUGGGCGCCGCUCUGCCAGUGACCGAGCUGGGCGAUGGCGUGGUGGUGCAGCAGAUUGCGGCGGGCAACCAUCACACAUGCGCCAUCCUUCAGGAUGCGUCCCUGAAGUGCUGGGGCUGGGGACAGCACGGCCAGCCGGGGCCUUGGACAGCUCAGAGGGCCCUUCUUUGA
Molecule: messenger RNA, 747 nt
Organism: Symbiodinium pilosum
Lineage: Eukaryota; Dinophyceae; Suessiales; Symbiodiniaceae
Source: the annotation of a GenBank genome assembly